Messenger RNA from Nilaparvata lugens (brown planthopper), 4811 nucleotides. Its product is annotated as latrophilin Cirl. The coding region runs from base 836 to 4468 and encodes 1210 amino acids. Gene Ontology annotation, molecular function: G protein-coupled receptor activity; carbohydrate binding. NCBI's taxonomy places the organism in Eukaryota, Metazoa, Arthropoda, Insecta, Hemiptera, Delphacidae. The transcript is spliced from 18 exons. Gene Ontology annotation, cellular component: membrane. Gene Ontology annotation, biological process: adenylate cyclase-activating G protein-coupled receptor signaling pathway; negative regulation of angiogenesis; cell surface receptor signaling pathway. The record is from RefSeq and is a predicted model, not a curated record.
ACCAAGCUGGUAUGGACAUGAGUCGGUAGUAGGGGUAGAUGGUAGACGUUUGCCACUCGACUGGAUUCACGUUCAUGUCUAGCCAUCGGGCCUGUGUUGUUCAAUGUUUAUUGCUGUCGUUUAGCUUAAUGUCAUUUUAAUCAAAUAACUUCUAUAAAAUUCAUGACUUAAAGUUACAGUGAAUAAUAGUUUUACGUUCUUUGAAUGAAAAAAAGUUGUAUUUGAGACAAGUCGUUGACCUGAAUGUGAACAUUGAAUCUGCUUUGUCGUGUCAAGAACCUGGUGCAUUCUGCGGCUUAGUUGCCAGCCAGCUCGCGUGUGUUGUGCCGACCUUUUCUCAAGUAUCCUUCAUGUGCUAGGAAGCCAGCUAUUCGUUGCACUAUCAACAAAGUUAAAAUUUUAUAAUAGGCUAUAUAAGGCGGGAAUUUUUAAACAGUAAUUUUCCGAUUGACAGAACCGUACGCAUGAUCAAGUUGAUCAACUCUUCGUUUUAAUGAGUCAAUGUAACGGACGCUAUGGUACUCAGUUAGUGUUAAUUGGUUUAGUAACAUGACUCGAAAUACAAUAUUUAUUUUCACAAAUAACUAUGAGUGGCCAAAGGUUAUCAACCUAUUUGGAUUGAUAAAAUGCGCUCUCGGAUAGGAUACGAAGUUCUUUUCAAAUGUGCCGUGUGGAUUGUGAUCUAGUGUCUAUAAAAUUAUACUACACAACAGUAAUCCAUUGUGAUUUGUUAUGUUUCAAUUAAAAAUUCUGGCUUCCACAGUUCACCUGGAGAACCAGUCAUCACUACCGACUUCAUAAUACAGACGGAAUACUUCCGAAUCCAAACAUUGCCAUGGAAUUGCAGUGUCAUAGCACCGCAGUUUCAGCAGCUUUCCUUUGCAGCAUGUUGGCAUUCGCACUUUCCCAUGCUUUGGCACGCGGAUUAGAGCAACCACUCUAUGACACGGCCUAUGCGUGUGAGGGUAAGACGCUGAAGAUUGAGUGCAAGGCUGGCGAGCUGAUUCACCUGAUCAGGGCGAAUUACGGCCGCUUCUCAAUCACCAUCUGCAAUGACCAUGGCAAUACGGAUUGGAGUGUCAACUGCAUGUCACCUAAGUCUCUGAGGGUGUUGCACUCAAAGUGCACACAGAAUCAGAACUGCAGUAUUCCUGCUAGUACCAGCCUAUUCUCUGAUCCAUGCCCUGGAACUUUGAAGUACUUGGAAGCGCAUUACCAAUGUCUAUCAGCCACUUUGACGACAUCUACGUCGAAACCUAGUCCACCUGUGCUGAUGACAUCGCAGCCAACAUUCUGGAGCACCGCUAAGGCAGCCAGCCUACGUCCUGCGCCUCCCGCCCCCACCCAGUUACCACCCCCGGCCCCCCCGGCACCCCCUGCAUCCGCCCCCGUCGACCAACUGCCCCCCGAGACAUCCACGCCGCCUCUCACCACUACUCACCUGCCGCCUCCACCGCCUCCGACUUCCACCACGCAAGCAGCUACCCAAUCGUCUCGAUCACCAUCAAUGGAUAUUUCUGGAUUUGGUUUGAACUGGCCAGAGAACACAUUUGUUGGCGGAGCCGAGUAUUGUGGACAGACCUCCGCUCGAGGCCUUUACUGGAAUUGGACCCGGGUGGGAGACGUUAGCGUACAACCGUGUCCGGGUGGGGCGACAGGAGUGGCCCGAUGGCGCUGUGUGGGAGGUGAUGACGUGGGGGAACUGCAUCCCGUACGGGUCCCGUCGUCGCCCGACCUGUCCGAGUGUCGAUCUGUCUGGCUAGCGAAUCUCGAGAGUCGAAUCACUACCAACGACGGCUCCAUUACCAGCAUAGCUAGUGAUCUCGCCAAGGUGACAGACAGCAAAACAUUAUACGGAGGCGACAUGAUGACGACGACUAAAAUAAUCAGAAAUAUGUCGGAGAAAAUGUCGAAAGACAUUCAGACAUACCCGGAUCCACGUCAACGGGAAGCCAUUGUGACGGAAUUGCUGUAUAAUGUGGUAUGCACGGCGAGUCACCUGCUCGACGCAUCUCAGCUUCCUUCCUGGCGCGAUCUUACCCACAAGGAGCAGAUGGAAGUGGCAACUUACUUGCUCGUCGGCAUAGAGGACAACUCUUUCCUAUUGGCCGAUACUGUCAUAAGGGAGAAGACUGUUAUACAUGCCGCCAAAAAUAUAUUGCUUAGUGUGCGAGUGGUGGAGAUCAAGAACGUGGGAACGGAGGUGUUUCCGUCUGAAGACUCGAACGAGCAGUGGUUAAAAUCAGACGGCAUGGGCACCUCUGAUUGGCUGAGAUUGGAGAAAGACUCGUUGGCGGAGAAUGGGGAAGGAGGCUUAGUGAGAUUAGUUUUCGUUGUAUUCGAUCGUUUAGAAGAAAUCCUCCAACCUCAGCCUUGGAAUGCCACACGAGUAAUCAAUAGUAAAGUGAUUUCGGCGUCGCUGGGUAAAGGCAGACAUAUUCAGCUGUCUGAACCCGUCACUGUGUGCCUCCGGCACUUGUACACUGACAAUCUCACUAAUCCGACGUGUGUCUUCUGGGACUAUACGACCAGCGCUUGGUCGGAAGACGGCUGCAAAAUUGCCGAAACCAACAAGACUCAUACAAUUUGCAAAUGUGAACAUUUGACGAACUUCGCGAUUCUGAUGGAUGUUCAUGCCACUUAUCUCCCUCCUACCCAUCAAUUGACGCUACAAGUGAUCACCUACAUUGGCUGCAUCAUAUCUGUCAUCUGUUUGACGCUUGCCAUCAUUACAUUCCAGUUAUUUCGUGGUCUGAAGUCUGACAGAACAACGAUCCACAAAAAUCUGUGCAUUUGCCUGUUGAUAGCAGAAGUACUGUUCUUAGCUGGUAUUGGGCAGACGGAGGAGGCUCUCCUUUGUGGCGUCAUCGCUGGACUUCUCCACUUCUUCUUCCUUUGUGCAUUUGCAUGGAUGUUCCUUGAAGGAUUCCAGUUGUAUGUUAUGUUGAUUGAGGUGUUUGAGGCGGAGAAGUCUCGUAUUAGGUGGUAUUACCUGUUCGCGUACGGUCUGCCUUUGGUGAUAGUGGCCGUUUCCUGCUUUAUCGAUCCUUUCAGCUACGGUACUGAUCGUUACUGCUGGCUCCGGGCCGACAACUUCUUCAUAUUCAGCUUUGUAGGACCAGUUAUUGUUGUGAUAAUUGCCAAUCUAGUCUUCUUAAGUCUGGCGAUUUUUAUGAUGUGUCGGCACGCCAAUGCUUCGGUGUCGAUGAAGAGUAAGGAGCAUUCCCGUUUGGCCAGUGCAAGUGGAAAGGAAGAAAAUGCACUCCAGAGCAAAUUGCAAUCGCAUCUGGCUUGGCUCCGAGGUGCAAUCGUGUUGGUGUUCCUGCUGGGAUUGACCUGGACGUUCGGACUGCUCUACCUUAACAAGGAGUCAGUGGUGAUGGCGUACAUCUUCACGGUCCUCAACAGUCUGCAGGGCCUCUUCAUAUUUGUGUUUCAUUGUGUUCAAAACGAAAAGGUUCAAAAAGAAUACAGGAAGAUGGCUAGGAGACAUAGGUGGCUGGGAUGUGCGGACGGGGGAGCGGCCAGCGGAAGUGGCGGAACUAGCGGAGGUGGUACAAGCGGAACUAGCGGAAGUGCGGCCAACCCAGCAGCGGCGGCGGGAACAACUGCCACAACUGGCGUCAAGGACCGUCGACCCAGUCUGUACGCCAGCUCCAACGGAAACCCGCUGACUAUGACUAGUUACUUGGUGCAGAGUCGCAGAGCGGGAGGGUGGAGCUUGCCGCAGAGUGGGGGCGUGUCCACAUUACCCACACGCCACACCCACUCGCACACACACACCCACUCACCCUCCUCACCCACGCACCCCCAUGCCCCCAACAUUCCCAAGUCUGUUACUACGUGGGGUCCACUUCAUAAGCCUUUCAUUUGGAAGAACAUUUCUUUUAAGUCGUACAGCCGCGACUCAGGACACGGAGGCUCUGAGCAGGAGGAGUCGCCGCGUGCGUGCACGAUGACCGGCACGGCGACCGGAUCCCGUCAACGGAUGACACCUUUGCCCGCCACACCGUCGCAGCACUACCGCACCGGCAAGCACCGCGCCGCUUCUCCCUGGAACCACACCUACACCGAGAUCAGGGAGCAGGGCAAGGAUGACCCUGUCUACGAGGAGAUCGAGCGGGAGCGCGAGAGGGAACGCGAACGCGAGCUGAGGAAUGGCAACGAGGUGAGCGAUAUGAGCGACGAAGAUGGCCGGCGUCAGAGUGACAUGUCGCGCCAGUCCUCUCGCAGCUACGGCGAUCACAGGCCGCUGAUUGCGUACUCGCCGCCUCAUGGUCAUCCCCAUCCCCAUCUGCCUCACCCUUCCUCUGAUCACCGCAACUUGCAGGCAGCCCUUGACGCGGCCCUUCGCCACCAAGCGCGUACAGUCGCCGUCCUUGAUCGCGAGACCGUCGUCUGUCAUCUGCAGUCUCCUCCAGACCGUCGCAACCUCUACAACUGCCGCUCUCCCUACAGCGAAUGUUAACUGUAUUCUCCUCCCUCCCCCCCAUAAUUGUGACAUACUACUAUCGGUUCCACCGAUCUUAUGUUGUUUUUAAAUCAAACGUUUUCGUCGUGAAUUUUGAUAUCUGAUAGUUCUAUUGUAAAAUGUAACUAAUAUUAGUUGUAAUGAUAAUAAUUACGGUAUUUAGCUAUAGUGAACAAUAUAUGUAUAAUGGACCUGUGAUGAUGCCAUUGUAGUGAUUAUUACGAUUUAAAUGUCACUACCCUCAAGACUGUGUACGUAUGUAAGUAUGUAUUUAUGUAAUUAUGUAUAACUUGUGAAAUUUACCUGAGACAACAUUUGCACAAAGUUUUGCAAAUAAAAU